AUGAAGCAGCCGCACAAACAGAGCCAGUGCAGACGAGUCCAGCUGGAGUCGUCCGGUGUUAACAGGCAGUCUGAACCUCAAAAUCUGCUGCUGGAGGACGUGAGCUCAGAAACAGCCCAGUCACUGGCCUAUGACCUGAUGAGCAAAGCACAUUUCUGCUACUUCCCACAACAACAAAGAAAACCUACCGAGGGCGUGUGGUAUGAGGUGGAGGAAGGCAUCGCCCAGCAGCCCACCAGAGGCAAAACUGAGCAGCACCUUCAGCAGGUUCUGGUGCUGGUCGCUGUUGGACUGGACUGGGAUCAGAAACAGGAUGAGGAACGGAGCAGCGCUGAUCAGCAAAGUGGCUCCGACAGCCUGCAGACGAUGACAGAAAGAAGUUUACAAAUGGGUGGAUUUCCUGCAGGGAGAAGUUGCAGGAAACGUCAAACGAAGGGAACCCCGGCUGAAAGCCAGGGAGGAAAAACCCACGUGUCCGCUCUCUUUGUUCACUCCAACAGUGUGCUCAUGAUGAGCGUGCCCGUGGUCGUGUCCAUGGUCGUGGGCGUGCCCGUGGUCAUGUCCAUGGUCGUGGGCGUGCCCGUGAUCGUGUCCGUGAUGCUCGUCCUCAUGAGUGGGAAGGUUGGCCUCAGCGCUCCACUUGCUGGCCCCGUGGAACAUCUUCACUGGGGGUCCAUGGUCAUCCUCGUCUCCGUGGGAGUGGCCAUGGUGAUGGUGGCCGUGGUGAUGGUGGCCGUGCCCAUGGUCGCCAUGGCUGAACAUGAUGUCCAUGAUGGAGUGACCAAAGAAGAGAUCCUCCCCAAAAAUAAUGGAACCUUCCAGAUGAGUGCUGACCUGGAUGUUUCAUCAGUUCCAGCUGAAGACUGGACGAAGUAUGAAUGUGUGUUUCAGCUCUCUAAAACAGCAGACCUCCCCACCAGACUGGAGAAAGGAAUAAUUAGGACCAAUGCAGACUCCAAACACAGAAACUGA
This is a messenger RNA of Menidia menidia (Atlantic silverside), 972 nucleotides long. The record is from the annotation of a GenBank genome assembly. Lineage: Eukaryota; Metazoa; Chordata; Actinopteri; Atheriniformes; Atherinopsidae.